Moneuplotes crassus is the source of this 1431-nucleotide messenger RNA. NCBI's taxonomy places the organism in Eukaryota, Ciliophora, Spirotrichea, Euplotida, Euplotidae. The record is from the annotation of a GenBank genome assembly.
UUGAAAAAUGAAUAAGUCAUCAGCAAGUGCUUUCAUAGAUAACUCAAGAGACUUCCAGUAGGCUUAAACUCUUAAAGUACGCUUUUAACCCUUCUAUAGGAGCCAAGGAAGGCAAGGGACUGGGUCUGGGCACAUCCCUAGGAGAGAUCUAGGCUAUAUAAACUAUGAAGUGAAUGGCAAAUCAAGGAUGCCAAAGUUUACCAAUUCUGCUUCGCAUAGAAUGAAAUAGCAAGGGAAAACUUUAUAAACUUACUAAGAGAGAUGAUGGUAUGACAGAGGCAAGUAUACAUGUCAAGAACUGGAACCUUGAGCAGGGUCUCCCUCGAAAGGUCACUAGAAAAAGCAGCAAGAGGGUCAGCAACGAACGGCAAAUGAGGAGGUACUGCUGCCAACGUCAGCUAUCGACUGAGAAUAAGACCUCACUUGGACAGUCAAGUUUUGACUUUUCUGUGGGUAUGAGUAAAAAUACUUGGAUUAAGGACAAUAAUGCAGAUGACUUUAGUAAUAAAUAUUCAUGUUUUAAUCUCCAAAAUCUUCGAUCUUUUGAACACAAGCCGAACCAUUCAAGAUCACCUGAAUCAGUGAGAACAUCUCAAGCAAGAGUCAUGCAUUUUUAUAAGAGACAUGAGAGACAAAGGAAUGCUAUUUCUCACAAUAGGAUUAACAGGAGUAUCGAAUUGACUAGGAAGCAAGCUAUCUCCCAUCUGAGGCAUAAGUAUCACGUCCGGAUUACCCAGAAGGAUAAAAGACGGUUUAAGAAUUUAGAGCUAACUAUAAAGAAUCAAAUCUCUUUGAGGAAAAACCUGAGAGGGUCAGGUACCCUCACCUCAGAAGGCAAGAGGUUGCUCCUUAACAAAUAUGUACAUGUGAGUAAAGGAAUUCGAGACAGAUGUCUUCAAAGAUCUUUCCAUCAUAAUGCAAGAAUUAUUCAGAAGAAUGUCAGAGCGUUCCUACAGAGGCUCAAGUUCAAGCGCUUGCUUCAGCUUCGUCAGGAGGCAGCACUGAAGAUUCAGAACAAAUGGAAGGCUUCUAAAUUUCAAAGACUUGUUCCAAAAUUGAGAAUUAGUCGUAAGCACAGCGCUGCAACCAAGAUCCAAAAGGUGGUCAGAGGCUAUCUCUUAAGAAAGACCUUAUACCGCAAGCUCUUCUUGCAAAAGCAGGAAGAGCUCGCGAUCUGUCAUGCAAAGUUGAAGCAGAAGGAAGAAAUGUACAUGCUUCAAGAGGAAGCUGAAAGACAGCAGCGAGAGAAAGAAAAGCUCUCUCAUGAAAAGACGCCUAACCUUGAUAAAAAUUUCUCUGUGAAAGUACCUCCAAAGAAGAGGAAGACCAUUGCGAAUGUAGUUAAGAUUAAGACCUUCUCGCCCCAGAAGGUGAGGAAAUCCAGCAACUUUUUCCCCAAACAGGGGUUUACAGAUUCAUAAUUCCUUGGAG